AUGCCCAGUUCUCCUGGAUGCCCCAUGUCUGGUUCCUCCUGGCAUCCUUGUAACUCGGGGUGUUCCCACCUCCCCCAUUCCCUGCCUCCACGACCGUCGUGCCCGCUCAGUCUCAGAUCCCAGUGCCCCCUGUACCCCCGUUCCCGGGCUCCUGCUCUUCUGCAACCAGGUCUUCCCGCCUCCCCCAUUCCCGAUGCUCCCAGGACCCCCGCAUCCAGGUUCCUCCCAGCUCCUCCGUGCCUGGUCUCCCGACUCCUCCUCCCCAAUGCUCCCAAGGACUCCCAUUCCCGGUUCUUCCCUUACCUAUGUCCUGUACUCCCGGAUCCCCCAUCCCCAGUUCCUCCUGGCAUCCUCGGCUCCCUGCUCCCUUCAUUCCCGAUGCUCCCGGGGCCCCCAUGCCCGUUUCUCCCGGUUCCGGGCUACCCCGUACCCCAGUGCGCCCUCUCCCCGGACGAGUCCUCCGUGCCCGGCCGGUGCCAGGUGUUGCCCGGUUCCCCGCUCCUCCUCCUCUCCGCCCCGUGCCGUCCCUCCUCCCCCGGGAAAGCGAAAGCGCGGCGGGCGGAAGCCGAGCCCUCCUCGCCGGGCCGGGCCGGGCCGGGGCCGCACCGGGACACCAUGGCUUCCCUCGGCAGCUUCUUGCGACGGAGCCUGCGGCGCGCCGGCCGCAGAGAAGGAAAAAAUGGGGCCUCUGCUGCAGAAAACACCCCCCCACGGGUACCACAGGGGAAGCAGGGGGAGCGGAGCUCUGUCUUCUACUCUGCUGGACAGUUCUUCUUUGAGUACCUGGUGGUGGUGUCACUGAAGAAGAUGCCAGAUGGACAUUAUGAACCCAAAAUAACCUACCAGUUCCCCAAGCGUGAGAACUUGCUGAAGGGCCAGAAGGAGGAGGAGGAACGUCUCCUCCAAGCCAUCCCCCUCUUCUGCUUCCCUGACGGCAACAACUGGGCACCUAUCACCGAGUUCACCAGCGAAACCUUUUCUUUUGUCCUGACAAACGUGGAUGGCAGCAGGAAGAUCGGCUACUGCAGGCGGCUGCUGCCAUCUGGGCGUGGUGUCCGACUCCCUGAGGUUUUCUGCAUCAUCAGCUGCCUGGGCUGCUUUGGGCUCUUCUCCAAGAUCCUGGACGAGGUGGAGAAGAGGCGCCAGAUCUCCAUGGCAGUGAUCUACCCCUUCAUGCAGGGCCUUCGGGAAUCGCCCUUCCCAUCUCCAGGGAAAACUGUCACCAUCAAAAGCUUCAUCCCCGAGUCGGGCACAGAGCUCAUCGAGCUCACACGGCCUGUGGAUGCCCACCUGGAGCACGUGGAGUUCCAGCCUCUGCUCCAGCGACUCAGCCCUCACCUCAUCCUGCACAUCUUCGCCUCCGCCAUGUUGGAGCGACGGCUCAUUUUCCUGGCUGAGGAACUGAGUGUCCUGUCUCAGUGUAUCCACGCCGUGGCUGCUCUCCUGUACCCCUUCACCUGGGCUCACACCUACAUCCCUGUGGUCCCUGAGUGCCUGCUGGACACUGUGUGCUGCCCCACACCCUUCAUGGUUGGCAUCCAGAUGCGGCACCUGGAGCAGGUCCUGGAGCAGCCAAUGGAGGAGGCUCUGAUAGUUGAUCUCUGUGAAGGGAAGAUCAUCCGGGCGGUGGGGGAUGAGGAGGAGAUCCUGCCUGGAAAGCUGCAGAACGAGAUGCUGCUAUCUCUGAACAGGCACAACAACAACAACAACGAGCACACCUCGGAGCAGCUGAAUGCCCUGGUGUCGGAAGCCUUCGUGCACUUCUUUGUGCGGCUGGUCGGGCACUACGGCUCCCACAUCAAGUGGAGCAGGAGCGGCUCCGGCAGCUUCCAGGAGCGAGCCUUCUGCAAGGCCAUCGCCUCCAAGAGCUGCCGCAGAUUCCUGAAAAAGUUUGUGAAGACGAACAUGUUUUCCCUAUUUAUUGAGGAAGCGGAGAAGAGCAGGAUCCCACAGGAAGCAUAUUUCCAGCAGAAGAUAAUAGACUACCAUGAACAGAAGAAGCACAGAAGGGACUCCUGAAGUCCAGCGUGGGAGCAGGGGAACAGGACUGGGAUUGACAAAUCCUUGCCAGCAGCACCAUACUGGACUCUGUUCCUGCCCACCUGGGACUCCUGAGCAGCCUGGGCAGCACUGAGCACCCUUUCUUUCUCAGGGCAUCAUUGCACUGGAAAACUCUUUGCACAGAAGUAGUGCCAGGCUGGGAUUUCUUUCCCGGUCGUGGUCGCUCCAGGGACAGACUGUGACUCCCAGUGCUUGGCCCUGCAUGGUUCUUGUCCCCCCAACACCUCACAGAGAGGGAGGGCAGCCAGGGCUGGCUGCAGGACAACAGGGCUUUAGAGUAAUUAUUAGAAGGGAGGAAAAAAAAGGGAUGAGUAGGAAAUAGCGUUACUUCUCAUUAAAACAAACCAGGGAUUUGUAAAUAAGGAACGUCCCAUUGCACAGUUCCUGAGGUUUUGUUAUUAACAACUGGUUUAUAUUGUUUUAUUGAGCCAUUGUUGAACACCAGCAGGAGUGGGGGCAGGGGGGUGGUGUUAGUGGUUUCCUCUCUCGCAGGUGCUUCAUCACUGGUGCCACAUAGAGCCAAGUUUGGCUUUCUACGGAAACAAAAAUACUCAUUUCCAGCAGGUUAUUUAUUUGUGCUGGAGCAAACUGUGAGGGCCACAUGGCUGUGGGGUGUCAAGGGGAAACAGCUGAUCAACUGCUUCAGGGAGGGAGGAAGAAUUUGUUCCAUCCCAGAGUAAAACGUGUCACCAUCCUCCUUGGGUCUGGUCUUGGUGCCAACUUCUCUUAAAACCUUGCAAUUCCUCUCUGAAAUGUGAGGCCAGCAGCAGAUUAAAGCUAAAUGACAGUUCUCCUUUUGGAGUACACUCACCCAGGACAUAAAUAUUGCAGCAGGGAAGCUGGGCUGGGGCUGCAGAUCUGACUGGUCCCAUCCACAGAAACCCAACCCAGGUACUUCUCCCAGCACAGGCUGGGAAUGAAGGCAGAGCUUUAUUCUUCUCCUCUCUGGGACAUUACAGCGAGGCUGUCACAUCACUUGGUACCCACCAGGCAUCAAAAUAUCAAAAAUAUCCUGGAAUCAUGGAAUCUCAGCCUGUUUUGGGAUGGAAGGGAUGUUCAUGAUCACCUAAUUCCACCCUCUGCCAUGGGCAGGGACACCUUCCACUAGCCCAGGUUGUUCCAAGCCCUGUCCAACCUGGCCUUGGACACUUCCAGGAAUCCAGGGGCAGCCACAGCUUCUCUGCUGUGCCAGGGCCUCCCCACCCUCACAGGGAACAAUUUCUCCCCAAUAUCCCAUCUAACCCUGCCCUCUGCCAGGGGGAAUCCAUUCCCCCUUGUCCUGUCACUCCAGGCCCUUGUCCACAGUCUCUCUGUGUCUUUCUUGUGGUUUCUUCAGGUUCCGAAAGCACACAAUUAGGUCAUCCCAAAGCUUCUCUUCUCCAGACUGAACACCAAUUCUCAGCCUCUCCUCACAGCAGAGCUGCUUCAUCCCUCUGACCACCUUGCUGCCUCCUCCCCUGGCUCCAAAUCCAGUUUAACACAACUUCUGCAGUGCUACUGGAAGCCCCAGUAGGAGAUUUUGCACAAGAACUGAAAUCCACCAGGCUGCCAGUUGGCUUUUAUUCUCAGAGCUGGGCAACAUCCACCCAAACAAGAGAGAUAAAGGAUAUUUAUUUUCGAACCCUUUGUCCAGUGGGACAACCCACCCAGGCACCAAUGUGACAGAAACACAGCUGGACAUAGGGCACAAACAGCAGUGAAAAUCUCCAGCCCUGCUGGAAGAAAAUAGUCAAUUUGUUGUUCAGCCUCCAUGUGUGUUUGGAAGGAGAAUGGGAAUUAUUUGUUAGGAAAAAAAGGGGAUUUUUUGGCACUGGGGGCGUCUUCUCUGGCUCCACAAGAUCCCCCUUCAUGGAUAGAGAGAAUACAGGGUUAACUACAGGAAAUUAAAGGUUAGUGGUAUUUUUCUGGUUUUUUGUUGUUUUUUUUUUUUUUAUCAUAUUUAUUUUUCAAAGUUCAACUGACAGCAGAAAAUGGUGUGGAAAAUCAAGGGCACAUAUCACGAACAAUCUCUUUGGAAACAGCCACUUGCCUCACCCUUCUCCUGCUUGUUCAUUAUGUUGUGAGGAGAUGCCAAACCUUUUGGUUAUGAAGCCAAACACCAUCUCAUUGAGAAAUUGGGAAGCGGUCAUCGUUUUGGGAGUAGUUCUUUUGGAAACAAUUGCAAAUCACCCAAGGGGCUGGACUGUGUGAUUGCUUAAUUCCUCCUGGAGAAAAAACUGACAGAAAGUUAUUCCUCAGCUGCUGAAAACAGACACACAAAAACACAUCCUUAAAUCAAAAAAUAUAUAAAUUUUCAAAUGCAGCCAGUGCUCCAGCUGCCAGGCUAGGGUGAACUUCAGCUUCAAAAGGGCCGGAGCUGCCUUAGAAUCAUCCAGUCCCAGAAUGGUUCAAGUUGGAAGAGAUGUUAAUGAUCACCCAGUCCACCCUCUGCCCUGGGCAGGGACACCUUCCACCAUCCCAGGUUGCUCCAAGCCCCAUUCAGCCUGGCCUUGGACACUUCCAGGGAUCCAGCGGCAGCCACAGCUUCUCUGGGCAAUCUGUGCCAGGGCGUCAGCACCCUCACAGGGAAGAGUUUCUUCCUAACAUCCCAUCUAAAAGUCUCCUAUUUUAGUUUAAAUCCAUUCCUUCCUUGUCAUACCACUGUUUCCUUGUGUAAAAAUUCACUCUUCUUUUUUUAUAGGUA
Vidua macroura (Pin-tailed whydah) is the source of this 4744-nucleotide messenger RNA. It is a transcript of the gene DENND2D, whose product is annotated as DENN domain containing 2D. Lineage: Eukaryota; Metazoa; Chordata; Aves; Passeriformes; Viduidae. Gene Ontology annotation, cellular component: cytosol; nucleoplasm. The record is from RefSeq and is a predicted model, not a curated record.